GUAUUCAUUGACACUCCAUUGUCAAAGACAGGUUUAUUUAAACACCAUAUAUACGAUCCAAUGUCAGGCCGGAUGCAACAUGAACCACGAGUGAACCGCAUUUCAGCUAUUGAUCAGAGUGGAAAUGCAUCUCCAGUUGUUCAUAGCAAAGACUAUGAUCAUCAAGAGAUCAUCGCUACGCAGGAUAAUCUUCAGAAGCCUGGAUGGAAAGCUUUCCUAUCGUUUGUUGGUCCUGGUUUCCUAGUUUCAUUGGCUUAUCUUGAUCCUGGGAACUUGGAAACCGAUUUACAAGCAGGAGCAAACCACAGAUACGAGCUACUUUGGGUGAUUUUAAUUGGGUUAAUCUUUGCACUUGUGAUUCAAUCUCUUGCUGCAAAUUUAGGAGUAUGCACGGGGAAGCAUCUAUCAGAGGUAUGCAAGGCUGAAUACCCAAUAUUUGUCAAGUAUUGCCUUUGGCUGCUUGCUGAAAUCGCAGUCAUUGCAGCGGAUAUUCCCGAAGUGAUUGGGACGGCUUUUGCGUUGAAUAUCUUAUUUAAGAUUCCAGUUUGGGUUGGGGUUCUUCUCACUGGUUUUAGCACCCUCCUAUUUCUUGGCAUUCAAAGAUAUGGUGUGAGGAAGCUUGAAGUAUUGAUAGCCCUUCUAGUUUUGGUUAUGGCUGGUUGUUUCUUUGGAGAAAUGAGCUAUGUGAAGCCACCAGCUGCUGAUUUACUAAAGGGAAUGUUCAUUCCAAAACUUGGUGGCCGAGGUGCUACUGGUGAUGCCAUUGCACUACUCGGUGCACUAGUUAUGCCGCAUAAUCUCUUUCUUCAUUCUGCUCUUGUUCUCUCCCGAAAGAUACCAAAUUCAGUUCAAGGCGUCAAUAAUGCAUGCAGAUAUUUCCUCAUAGAAAGUGGCAUUGCUCUCUUUAUCGCAUUUUUGAUCAAUGUCUCAAUUAUCGCUGUUUCUGGCACCGUUUGCUCAGCUGAGAACAUGCCAAGUGACGCCUUGGAGCGCUGCAAUGAUCUUAGCCUUGACUCUGCUUCGUUUCUUCUUAGAAAUGUUUUAGGGAAGUCCAGCUCCACUCUUUAUGCAAUUGCACUACUAGCCUCCGGUCAGAGUUCAACCAUCACAGGCACUUAUGCAGGACAAUUUAUAAUGCAGGGUUUCUUGGAAUUAAAGAUGAGGAAAUGGCUCAGAAACUUGAUAACAAGAUUGAUAGCCAUCACGCCAAGUUUAAUAGUUUCGAUCAUUGGUGGAUCUUCUGGAGCUGGAAGACUAAUCAUCAUAGCAUCGAUGAUAUUGUCAUUUGAACUUCCAUUUGCCCUCAUUCCACUCCUCAAGUUUAGUAGCACGACAACAAAAAUGGGUCCAUACAAAAAUUCAAUGAUUAUAAUCGUCUUCUCAUGGGUGGUAGGACUUGGGAUUAUCGGAAUCAAUAUUUAUUACCUGAGCACUUCAUUUGUCAAUUGGCUAAUUCAUAGCAGUUUGCCUAGAGUUGCCAACGUGUUCAUUGGCAUAAUAGUGUUCCCUGUCAUGGCCAUCUAUGUUAUAUCAGUACUCUACCUUAUGCUUCGUAAAGAUGUUGUUGUCACCUUUGUCGAACCAACUAAAUUUGAUCCCACCACACAAGUCAGCAUGGAAAGAGGGGAAAAUGGUGCUGAUAGAGCAGUUGAGUUGAGUAAUGCUCCUUAUAGAGAGGAUCUUGCUGAUAUACAAUUCCCAUGAUAGUGCAAUUGAAGUGCCUUUUGUGAAUUCUGAACUCUCUGUUAUCUAGCCUUAAGAUAGUCUUUGUGGUUAUAGAUCGUUGUAGUUUCAGUAUUUUGGUGGGAGCAGAUAUGGUUACAUGAAACCAUGCCUAUGAAUUCUCAUAGAAGUUUGAUGUGCCUACGCUUGUAUGCCUACUGAGUUUUAUAGUAUUAUUAUAAUCAUAUAUUUCUCUUUGUUAA
Molecule: messenger RNA, 1925 nt
Organism: Lactuca sativa (garden lettuce)
Lineage: Eukaryota; Viridiplantae; Streptophyta; Magnoliopsida; Asterales; Asteraceae
Product: metal transporter Nramp7.2
Biological process (GO): iron ion transmembrane transport; manganese ion transport
Cellular component (GO): plasma membrane
Molecular function (GO): cadmium ion transmembrane transporter activity; manganese ion transmembrane transporter activity
Source: RefSeq, a predicted model, not a curated record